Messenger RNA from Penicillium argentinense, 867 nucleotides. Its product is annotated as carbon-nitrogen hydrolase family protein. The transcript has 4 exons. Gene Ontology annotation, molecular function: hydrolase activity, acting on carbon-nitrogen (but not peptide) bonds, in linear amides. The record is from RefSeq and is a predicted model, not a curated record. Lineage: Eukaryota; Fungi; Ascomycota; Eurotiomycetes; Eurotiales; Aspergillaceae. Bases 1 to 867 code for a protein of 288 amino acids.
AUGGCACCUAUUCGUCGCGUGGGAGUAAUUCAGUGGCAUAUCAAGGAUGUCGCAGCUGAAGAAAACCACACUACAGCAUGCAAUUAUAUCCGUCAGGCUGCAUCCCAGGGCGCGGAACUAGCUGUUCUUCCCGAGUAUCAUCUCAGCGGCAUGGUCCCUGAUGACCCUCGCUGGGCUAUCCAGGCGGGUGACUCUGCCAAGUAUCUGGCUAACUACCAAGCCCUCGCAAAGGAGCUGAAGAUCUGUGUCGUCCCUGGAACCAUCAUUGAGAAACACGAGGGACCCAACCAAUCAACCAUCUUCUACAACACAGCAUAUUUCAUCUCCAACGACGGCUCCAUUCUCAGCUCUUAUGUGAAAAAGAAUAUCUGGCACCCGGAGCGUCCUCACCUCACCUCCUCCGGCUUGGAUCGCCACGUCGCCUUUGAUACGCCGAUCGGUCGCGUGGGCAUGCUGAUCUGCUGGGACCUGGCCUUCCCUGAAGCAUUCCGUGAACUGAUUGCCGAUGGAGCAGAUAUCGUGAUCAUCCCUACUUAUUGGACCCCACACGAUGCAUCUAAAGAUUGCAUCGCCUACAACCCCGACACAGAAGCGCUUUUUCUGGAAUCUACUCUGACAGCUCGCUGCUUUGAAAAUACUUGUGGUAUCAUCUUUUGUAACGCUACCGGCCCCUCGAAGGAUUUCCUCGGUCUAUCGCAAGUCACACUUCCUCUCGUGGGGCCCAUUGCGAAAAUGGGCUCCGAAGAAGGUAUCUGCGUGGCGGACAUGGAUCUGCGGGUGCUCCAGGUGGCCGAGCAAAAUUAUAAGGUUAGACAGGAUAUCAAGAGGGAUGACUGGCAUUAUGUCUAUCGGCACAUGAAGCGAUAA